AUGGCAAAAUUCUAUGCAUCCGGCAAAGAGCACUAUCAUUUUAUCAAGAGUCGGGUCUCCCAGAUCCAGUGGAAACUGCCUGUUGAGGAGUCUUCACUUGCGCCCCCAGGCGUUGCAUCGAACAAAGACCAAGAACCUAUACUCCCCGAGCUCCGCACAUGGACCAGUUGGGACUUUGCCACUUACUGGAUGUCGGAUCUGAUUAACAUCACGACCUGGCAGAUCGCAGCCUCAGCCAUGAUUGUGGGACUAAGCACUUCUGAUGCCGUGAUCAUAACCUUGCUUUCUGGUGUGUUGAAUAGUAUCCCGACCGUGAUGAGCGGCGCGCCGGGAACGGACUACCACAUCCCAUUCCCCAUCGCUGUCAGGUCGAGCUACGGAUACUAUCUCGGUUACUUUGUAGUCUUCACCCGUGGCGCUUUGGGCAUUAUAUGGUUUUCUGUGAAUUGCUGGAUCGGUUCGUUCGCAGUGACUGAGACUGUAGCCGCUCUAUGGCCAGAAUACCGGCUGAUUGAGAAUCAUCUUCCUACAUUCGCCGGUAUUACCAGCUUGCAGAUGAUGUCUUAUCUCUUGUUCUUCCUCAUUCAAGUACCAUUCUUUUGCAUUCCACUGCAUAAACUCAAAACGCUAUUCUUCUGGAAAGCAGUGUUACUCGUUCCCACUUCCGUGGGCACCGUCAUCUGGAUAUGCGCCCGCGCUGGUAAUGUGAAAGGUAUCUUUUCGCAGGAGGCUACCAUUCACGGGUCUGCACGAACGUGGAUUUGGCUGUCGACUUUGUGUGCCAAUACCAACUCUUGGCUCACGAUGACCAUCAAUAUGUCGGACUACUCUAGGCUGAGUAAAACCAGAUAUGCGCCGUUUUCGCAGAUCCUUACGAUCCCAAUCGUCAAAACUAUCUAUGCAAUCCUCGGCAUAGCCACGGUCGGCGCCGGCCGCGCCCUCUAUGCGCGCGAUAUCUGGAGCCCGGUCGAAUUGCUGUCUCUCUGGACCGGGUCUGGCGGCCGCUUCCUCGCCUUCUUGUGUGGCUGCCUCUGGAUCCUCUCGCAGGUCUCCUGUAAUAUAUCCGCCAACGCGAUACCCUUCGGUCACGACGCCAUGAAUAUUCUCCCGUCCUACAUCAACGUGCGGCGAGGUUCUUUCAUAUGCUUAAUCAUCGGAACGUGGUGUCUGGCGCCGUGGAAGCUAGUUAGCACCGCAGCGCAGUUCCUCCAGUUUAUGAACGGGUAUGGCAGCGUUAUCUGCUGCAUAGUCAGCAUCAUGAUCACGGACUACUGGUUCAUCAAACGGCGCAAGUUGGACGUUCCGGGCCUGUACGACCCCCACGGACGGUACCGUUACUCUGCGGGGUUCAACUGGCGUGCGGUCGUUGUCCAGAUUCUGUUCAUGGAAAUCACGCUCCCAGGAGUGAUCGGUCAGGUCUACACUUCAAUCUCACUACCAGAGGUGCUUCGUCGCAUUUAUGAUGUGAAUUGGUUUGUGUGCACAUUUCUGCCGGCCCUCUCAUACUGGGUCCUGUGCAUCAUAUGCCCGGCACCUGAGAACGUCAAUUACCAAGGGGAACUACGAGUCAUUGAGGCAGAAUCUCAGGAGAUAAACUUAGUAAACACCGGCAUAGUUACAAGCUUAGGUUUUAUCGAGGGGCAAGAGACAAAACUGAGAUAA
Molecule: messenger RNA, 1662 nt
Organism: Colletotrichum paranaense
Lineage: Eukaryota; Fungi; Ascomycota; Sordariomycetes; Glomerellales; Glomerellaceae
Product: NCS1 nucleoside transporter
Exons: 6
Coding region: 1-1662 (553 amino acids)
Biological process (GO): nucleobase transport; transmembrane transport
Cellular component (GO): plasma membrane
Molecular function (GO): nucleobase transmembrane transporter activity
Source: RefSeq, a predicted model, not a curated record